UUCACGUGAGGGGGACGGCGGCCUUUCCCGCCCGCCUGCGCCCCCUGGCGGCGGGUGGCGCCUCCCGCCGUGCCGGUAUGGAGCGCGGCGGCGCGGUGGCACCGGCCCCGGCCCCGGCCCCAGAGCGGGGCCAGCAGGGCGAGGAGGAGGGCUACGCGGGCCUGUGGGAGCUGCCGGUGGAGCGCUGCGAGAGGCGGCCGGAGUGCGGGCGGUGCGGCCGUCCUCAGAAGGUGUGUUUAUGUCCAUUCCUGCCAAUACAUCCACUAAAGGUCUCCACCUGCUUGUAUAUAAUUCAGCAUCCAGCAGAGGAAAGUCGAGUGUUAAGGACAGUACCUUUGCUGGCAGCAUGUCUCCCUCCAGACAAAUGUAAAAUUUUGGUUGGUCGACGUUUUGGGGAAGACAGGUAUCCUGAAUUAGCAACUGUGUGCAGAAAUCCCAAUACUCUCAUUUUGUAUCCUGGAGCUGAAGCAACCAAUUUGGAAGAAGUCGCUGUGAUGUGUUCUAAUCCAUCUGUUCUAAUCAUCAUUGAUGGAACAUGGAGUCAGGCUAAAGAUAUAUUUUACAAAAAUUCUCUCUUCCGGCUUCCCAAGCAGGUGCAGUUAAAAACCAACAUUUCAAGUCAAUAUGUAAUUCGUACACAGCCAACAAACACCUGUCUGUCUACACUUGAAUGUGCAGCUGUUGCUCUUAGUAUCAUGGAAAAAAAUAAGAGUAUACAAGAGACUAUACUCCGUCCACUUCAAGCUCUAUGCUCUUUCCAGCUUCAGCAUGGUGCCCAGAUCCAUCACAGCAAGGAGCAUCUUCUCAAAAAUGGCUUAUAUGACAAGCCAAUGCCAAAGAAUAAGCGCAAACUCAGAAGAAUGGAGCUUUUGGUGAAUAAUGUUAAAAUAUAAGAAAACUGUACUGAUAGUACAGUGGGAUUUAUUUGCAGCUAGCAAAUGAAUAUGAAUCUGGAUUUGAUCCAAACAGUUGGCUGUACUGUAAUAAAACAACUUUUAUGCCCUUCAUAGACAAGAGUUUAUCUACCAAUGUGACAAACAGUAAUGGACAAGCUUUUUUAUUUUUACAGUAGGCCAGGUGCCUUUGUUCAGACGAUAGAAGAUCAUUCUCAUUUCCUAUUGAAAAGAAGAAGAAACUCUGAGCAUAAAUUAGAGUUAUGUUAUCUCCUGGGUGACAAGUAUGAUCCUCAAUAUGACUGGAUAAAUUUACUUUGGAGAAGCUUUUAUCAGUACGAAAAGACAAGGAAUAUGAAUGUAAUGGAACGGUAAGGCUUCAGCAUUUAGAAGUAUAUUGAAUUUCUGCUUAGCAUUUUAACUUCAGUAUCUAAUUAUAGUAGGCUUUCAAACUAUAAUUCCCUACAUUACUUAGUUCAGAUGAACGUAAGGCAUGCUAUUUGUAUAGUUCUUUUUAACGUUAUUUUUAUUUCUUACAUUAUUAGAAUUAAUUUUUGUAAAUUUAUAUACAUUUUACAAUGCAGUUGGGUUUAGUUUCUCUCUCAGACUUAAUUUUUAAAUUAAGCCUGCAUAUGUUUUUACGAGAAACUGAACAAUUCUGACUUAAAAAACCCUGUGAAUGUAGAGAAAUUGCAUUUUGGAAUUAUAACUCAGGUGCUUCAUUUUUACUUGAGCAAAAACUGCUCUUCUGCAGAAGGGGACAUAUUUUGGGUAUGGAUACAUCACACGCAUACCCUAACAUAUAACAGGUUAUGGUACAGAAGGAAUUAAACAAGCCCAAUGUAAACAGCCCUGUAAGAAGUAUGAUGCAAUGACAAAUGAUUAUGUCUGGAUACAAACUACUAACAUCAUUGCAGAUCCAUUAGAUUUACAUGUGUUCUUUAAUUAGUUCUUCUCUUCUAACAGUGUUAUAACUGUACCUCUUUCCAAUGAGAAUCACUAGAAGCAGAAGAAUUAAGUAUUUUUGCAAGCUUUGUGAAGUAAUAUUUUAUGAUCUGGAGGGAAAAAAAAAGAUAAAUAAAGGUUUUGAUGUUCCUUUCUUCAUGUUCAUAAAUGUCUCCUUCAUGAAACAGCUUAAAAUGCUUAAUGUUUGUCUUUACUAUCGGUUCCACUCUAGGUUAACAACAUGGAGCUAAUUAGAUACUAAUUAGUCAGAAAAAAAGAUAUUUUGUGUUUAAUUUAUGAGCUGCAAAGCAAGAAACUGCAGAAGUGGGGGGUAUAAACACAGCUAACCAAUAUAUUAACUGAAAACAUUUCUGCAAUUAACAAGAGAGGUCAAAAUUAGGUCAGAGAUUAGCUAAGAAGUUUUAGUUAACCCUGGGCUAAUAGUGACCUUUUGUUUAGGCAUGGAUUAACAAUUUAAUUUGUCUGGCUAUGUUAGCAAAGUUUAUAUAACCUCUUUCUCUUCUCCCGGACUAGAUAAAUCCUCUAUCUGUCACUAAAUUCAGCAAACCUGAAUUAGGUUUGACAAAUCUGAAGCAAAACAGUCUCACAUGAUUAAUGAUAGUGUAGAUGCACUUUUGUUCAUGUUGGAACAGAGAAAGGGCAUGUUUAAUGCUGUUAGUGAAGCACAGUGCUACAAUCGUCAAACCGAAGUUGCGGUCUUGAGCAAUUUGCGUGCACAGCCUUUUGUGUGACUCUGCCUUCAGUUCUGGGGUUGGCAAGGGUCGUGCUGUGCUGGGAAUCUGUUUCCCCUGUGCUCUGGGGCAUAGUCCAAGCAUUCCUUAAGGAAACAAGGGUAUCAGUUAGGCUUUAUUCUUAAUGCUCUAUUUACAUAUAUGGACGAUGUUCACAUUUAGUGUUGUAUAGUUAAUGUAGUUUACCUUAUUUUACAUUCAUCUGGAACAGCAGUGUAUCUUUCAACCUACAUUGUGAAGAUUAUUUUCCUAGACAGAAGGCUAAAUGUGUCUUUUCAUAAAUUGUGAGUUUAUAUUACGGAGAACAGAAAGAAAUUUGCAUUACAGCCUAGGAUUCACAGACAUCUGCAAAAUGCCAUAGUAUUACAGGAUCAGAGAAAUAGUUGUCUUAAUUGAGUUAUAAUCCUACAUUAAAUACUCUUGUGCAUGCAGUCUGUGCAGAGUUUUCAUGUUUUACAGCAAAGGACGAAUUCCAUACAGCUCACAACAAGCACUUUUUAGUUUUGUUGAUUCCUCUUGUUCUUCUAAUUUUGCUCCCAUGGUUAACAGGAUUUGUAGGCUCUAAUGCUGGAUGCAUGGAAGCCUUUAAUUGCUAAUUUCCUGUGUUGUACAGUACUAGAUCAAUCACUAUGCCUCGGUUGCUGAAGAAAUGAAAAACAAUUCAUUGAAAACCUCCAGGCAUUUUAUUUUUUGAGUUUUUUGUAUGUCCCAUCUCAGCUAUACUAUAGUGAUCAUUUAGAUGCAUCACAGCAGUCAUAUGGCGUUCAAUUUCAUAUCUGUUCGAAGCUAUUAGACACAAAAUACAAUAGUUUUUUCUUUUUGCGCUUUUUGAUGGAACUUAUAUAGCUUUAAAAAUACACACAAUGUAAGAGAUAGAGUUUAGAAAGUUUCUUUUCAGGUCUUUUGGAUUCAGAAUUUACCUCUAAAUACGUUACCUCAGAAGACACGUGUACUCCAAAGUCCAAACCCUUUUGACAAAAAUUGUGCGUGAUGAAGUAGCACUCUUUGCAAGCAAUUUAAUUAGAAUGAGUUUAAUUUGCAAUUUUACUUUUUGCUGUAAUGGUCAAUCUGUUUCAUUUUUCACUUACAAAAGGAUUAAUGAGUCAAACCCACCAGUCUAACAAGAUAUUGAUUAAAAAGAAAGGAACGCGUUGGCUUCUAAUGUUUGGUCCUUUGUCCUUGUCUACUUUGUACUUCCAAAUAUUGCUACCAAAAUGAAAUCUGCCUUCUGUGUUCCACUAUGUCAUGCUUUGGGGAACCGGUGAUGUGGAUAGUAGGCUUUUGAACACAGGAACACAUGUAAAAAUAUUACAAAGGUGGGUGUUGUUAAGUCUCCAUGUUUUCAUAAUCCGUAAGAGAAAGAUAAAGGAAAAAGAGAAAGCUAGAAAUAGUUCAAAGUAAGAACAUAACCCUCCACACACCUUUGGUUUAGAAAGCUUUCAAAUUAAAAGUGAAGAGAUGCUCAGUACAAACACAAAUUUAUUUUUCUUUAAGAUUUUACUUUCAUUGCCUCAUAACCACAUUGGAAUUCCAGCUGGAAGAUGGUGUUACCAUACUUCCACGAAAUUACUCUGUUAUUAGUUUUUUAAAUAAAAAGAAAACUUUUCAACUGACUUUAAAAGGGGCAAAAACUAUUUUAAGACCAAGGGUUUUCUUCUCAACUGUUGUAUUAGAUAAAAAAUUGCUUAUGCUGCAUUAUUUUCUACAACUUCCCUGGGUUUUUUGAAAUUUAAUUAAAAAAUGAACUUUUUAAAAGGGAUAGUGGUUCAUCCUUUUCUCUGGAGGUUUGUGUUUAUUAUGCCUGCAUACAUGAAUGCACAUAAAUUACAUAUAUGUUUCUGCUUCAAAGCAAUAAAAGAUCUAAUUUACCAUG
Phalacrocorax carbo (great cormorant) is the source of this 4463-nucleotide messenger RNA. Lineage: Eukaryota; Metazoa; Chordata; Aves; Suliformes; Phalacrocoracidae. The record is from RefSeq and is a predicted model, not a curated record.